AUGGCGCCUCGGCUGAAAGACGGAAACGGGUUCAAUGACCCCGACCUUGGCGGCGCCGACGCAAGUUGGUGGAGGGUUAAAAUAUCGUUAGCCGGGAGCCCGCCUUGGGACCUUGAAGCCAAGGUUCAGUGGCGGGUGCUAGCAGCAAGGAGGGAGGAAAACUGGCCCGCCCCUCAAGAAGUUCGCAAGUGGCGGGAAGAAGCACGAGAGGUGCUCUAUGAAAAAUGGUCGGAGCGUCUGGAGAUCCCGGGAGCUAGCCGGGACCUGGUGGCCGCUGUUCGGCCCGUUCUGAAAGAAUGGGUCGAACGCAAGCACGGUGUACCCUCCUUCCACCUCACACAGCUCCUGACGGGGCACGGCUGCUUCGGCUGGUACCUGCGUGAGAGGGUGGGAAGAGAGCCGACGACAGUGUGCCACCAUUGUGAUGGAAGAGCCGUGGACACGGCCCAACACACGCGCGAGAUAUGCCCUGCGUGGACGGAGCCUCGCGCUGCCCUGGCCGCGGCUGUGGGAAGAGACCUCUCACUGCCGGCGCUAAUACGCCGUAUGAUCAGCAGUGAGGAGGCAUGGGCGGCAGUGGCUUCCUUUAGCGUCACCGUUCUGACACAAAAGGAUGCCGCAGAACGAUCGCGCGAGGACGACGCGAACUCGCUUCCUCAGCGCCGAAGGAGGCCAGGUAGGCGGAGAAGAGCCUUCACAGCAAGGAUAAUGCCGCCUUAA
Cydia splendana is the source of this 720-nucleotide messenger RNA. RefSeq lists its product as uncharacterized. The coding region runs from base 1 to 720 and encodes 239 amino acids. The record is from RefSeq and is a predicted model, not a curated record. NCBI's taxonomy places the organism in Eukaryota, Metazoa, Arthropoda, Insecta, Lepidoptera, Tortricidae. The transcript is spliced from 2 exons.